UCCAUUUCUUCAAACAAAAUCCCCCGUCUCUCUCUGAAUCUCUCUCCUGAAAAGCAAAUUAGGCCAAAAGAAAGCCGUUCUAAGAAACGAUGUCGACUUCGUCGUCGUUCAGGAAGUCCUCGUGCCUUUCACGGAGAUUCUCGGGAUCGAGAUCAUUGGCCAAAACGGCAGCGCUAGCAACGGUCUCGCCAACGGUGAACCAGUCGGAGAUUUCUUCUUCUUCUUCGUCGUCGUCGCAGCCUACGCCGCUGGCGGAGGCGGAGGCGGAGGCGGAGGAGGAAGGGCAAUCGUGGUCGACGAUGCUGCCGGAGUUGCUAGGUGAGAUCAUGGAGCGCGUGGAGGCGAGUGAAGAUCGGUGGCCUCAGAGGCAAAACGUCGUCACAUGCGCCUGCGUUUGUAAGAAAUGGAGAGAAGCUAUGAGAGAGAUCGUUAGGGCUUCUUCCCCCGGAAGCGGCAAAAUCACUUUUCCUUCAUGUCUUAAACAGCCUGGUCCAAGUGAUUUUCCAAACCAUUGUAUUAUAAAGCGGUGCAAAAAGAACUCAACAUUCUACCUUUUUCUUUCUCUUACGCCAUCCUUCACCGACAAGGGGAAAUUUCUAUUGGCAGCAAGAAGAUAUCGACAUGGUGCUCAUAUUGAGUAUAUUAUAUCCCUUGAUGCAGAUGACUUAUCUCAAAGCAGUAAUGCCUAUGUCGGGAAGUUAAGUUCGGAUUUUCUAGGCACCAACUUUACGAUCUAUGAUAGUCAACCCCCGCACAGUGGUGCCAAGCCUUCAAGCAGCAGAACAAGUCGCAGAUUUGCAAGUAAGCGAAUCAGCCCCCAAGUUCCAGCUGGCAAUUUUGAGGUGGGAAAAGUGUCUUACAAGUUCAAUCUCUUGAAAUCAAGAGGUCCAAGGAGGAUGGUUUGCUCAGUGAAAUGCCCUUUGCCAGAAGAAAGGGCCGACAAGCAUUUAGAUGACUCCAAAGCGAAAAUAGUUGAGGGAGCUGCACCUGGUCUUGUAAUUUUGAAGAACAAAGCUCCAAGAUGGCAUGAACAUUUACAGUGCUGGUGUUUGAAUUUCCACGGUCGGGUUACAGUUGCAUCUGUGAAAAACUUUCAGCUGGCUGCAACUGUAGAUCCAAGUCAACCAGGAGGGAAAGGAGAUGAAGAAAAGGUUCUCCUCCAGUUUGGUAAAGUUGGGGAUGAUACAUUCACCAUGGAUUACAGGUCACCCUUGUCCCCCUAUCUUGCAUUUGCCAUCUGCCUUACAAGCUUUGGUACAAAGUUGGCUUGCGAAUGAGUUUAUUUUGAUGCGUUUAUAUCUAUAUCAAGUUGUAUUACAUGUUUAAUAUAAUUAUUUCUGCAUGAUUUCUACUUGCAAAAGGUUUGGACAACCUUUGUUCAGUGAUACAAAGCAAAUGAUGUACAUGUUCCCAUUGUAUCUAUAUCAUUUUCUGAAAUUAUUGGCUGCAAAACGCAUCUUAUGUUA
Gossypium raimondii (Peruvian cotton) is the source of this 1466-nucleotide messenger RNA. RefSeq names its product tubby-like F-box protein 7. The record is from RefSeq and is a predicted model, not a curated record. Lineage: Eukaryota; Viridiplantae; Streptophyta; Magnoliopsida; Malvales; Malvaceae. The transcript is spliced from 4 exons. The coding region runs from base 90 to 1277 and encodes 395 amino acids.